CCCCUUUCUCCUCCGUUUCGCUGUCCCUUUCCAUUGAAGACGACGCCGACGACUUGGAGCGCACGGCGGAAGAGAAACCAUAGCACAGACAGGAAAAAUCGACACACUCAAAGGGAAACCGUAUACGAUCGAGAGAGAGAGGACAACCAAAGCGAAUCGAAAUCUCCAUCAAGUGAGGCGAAGACAGCGCCAGCGCCGCCCAUAGACCUCUUCCCUUCCUCCCCUUUAGAUUCGAUGUGACGAUUCCUCCUGCCCGAACGCUAAUCCCUUUUGAUCUUGAUUCCCUCCUCGUUCAAUCAACCCUAGCCCCCAAAAUUUGAUCUUUGUUUGCCCCCCCGUUCCCCUCCAUGGCCGCCGACGCCCCCGCUAAGUUCCGCUCGUCGGACCUCCUCCCUGCUGCCGGCGACCUCGGCGUCGUGCAGCACGACGGCCUCCGCUUCUGGCAGUUCAUGGUUGCCGGAUCCGUCGCCGGUCUCGUGGAGCACACCGCCAUGUUCCCCGUCGACACACUCAAGACCCGGAUGCAGGCGGGGUCGCCCCCCUGCCAGCCGCUGGUCGGCCUCCGCCAGACACUCCGCGCCGUCGUUAGCGCCGAGGGUCCCCUCGGUCUCUACCGCGGCGUCGGCGCCAUGGGCCUUGGCGCCGGCCCCGCCCACGCCGUCUACUUCUCCGUCUACGAGCUAUCCAAGGAAUCCCUGUCCAGAGAGAACCCCAACAAUCCGGCCGUCCACGCCGCCUCCGGGGUUCUCGCUACCAUCGCAAGCGACGCCGUAUUCACGCCCAUGGACACCGUGAAGCAACGGCUGCAGCUGAAGGGUAGCCCGUACAAAGGGGUCGUGGACUGCGUCUCCAGGGUUCUGACGGAGGAGGGGAUCAGGGCGUUCUACGCGUCGUAUAAGACUACCGUGAUCAUGAACGCCCCCUACACUGCGGUGCAUUUUGCAACUUAUGAGGCGGCAAAGAGGGCGCUGAUGGAGAUCUCGCCUGAGAGUGCGACUGACGAGCGUCUGGUGGUGCAUGCCACUGCUGGCGCUGCAGCAGGUGCCUUGGCAGCGGCUGUCACCACACCUCUUGAUGUGGUCAAGACACAGUUGCAGUGUCAGGGUGUUUGCGGUUGUGAUCGAUUCUCAAGCAGCUCUACAAGUGAGGUUAUACGGGCUAUAAUAGGGCGCGAUGGAUAUGUUGGCCUGAUGAGGGGUUGGAAACCUAGAAUGCUAUUUCAUGCACCAGCAGCAGCCAUUUGCUGGUCUACAUAUGAAGCAACAAAGUCAUUUUUUCAAAAGCGGAAUGACCAAAAGUGAUCAAAUCAUCUGAAGAUCUCACAGGGCUUCUUUUUUUUUUCUCGUCUUGUUAAUUUUUCUUCCUUAUAGUUCUUAAUCUUAUACAGAGAGAGAGAUGCAUCGUCGCCCGAUAAAAGCAAUCAUCCAUAAUGCAUGCUAUGGUAGCUGUUGCUAUCGAUGUGGAUUUAUUCCCAAUCCUGUUUGAAAAUUGUUGCAGCAUAAAUUUUCUUGCUGUUAAAAAUAAGUGCAAAUCAUGUUUCAA
Musa acuminata AAA Group (dessert banana) is the source of this 1542-nucleotide messenger RNA. RefSeq lists its product as uncharacterized. The transcript has 2 exons. The record is from RefSeq and is a predicted model, not a curated record. Lineage: Eukaryota; Viridiplantae; Streptophyta; Magnoliopsida; Zingiberales; Musaceae. Gene Ontology annotation, cellular component: mitochondrial membrane. Gene Ontology annotation, biological process: iron import into the mitochondrion. Gene Ontology annotation, molecular function: ferrous iron transmembrane transporter activity. The coding region runs from base 348 to 1301 and encodes 317 amino acids.